Pectinophora gossypiella (pink bollworm) is the source of this 1352-nucleotide messenger RNA. RefSeq names its product cuticle protein 7-like (gene Cpr64Ac). Lineage: Eukaryota; Metazoa; Arthropoda; Insecta; Lepidoptera; Gelechiidae. Bases 13 to 564 code for a protein of 183 amino acids. The transcript is spliced from 4 exons. The record is from RefSeq and is a predicted model, not a curated record. Gene Ontology annotation, cellular component: extracellular matrix.
GCGCGCGGCAGAAUGAUCGCUAAGAUAUUAGUGUUGUGUUGCGCGUGCGCCGCAGUGUCGGCGGCGCCGGGCGUGCUGGACGGGCUGGGCUAUGGCGUCGCGGCCCCCAUCGCGCAUGCGUACGCCGCGCCCGCCAUCGCCGCCCCCAUUGCACACACUUAUGCCGCCCCUGCGUACGCCGCACCCGUCGUUAAAGCUGUCGCGGCUCCGAUCAUCCGCGCAGAGCCAGUAGACCCGAACCCAGCGUACAGCUUCUCGUACGGCGUGGCGGACCCGGCGACGGGAGACCAGAAGAACGCGGCAGAGACCCUGCAGAACGGCGUGGUGCACGGACAGUACAGCUUAGUGGAGCCCGACGGCCACGUCCGCAGGGUCACCUACACCGCCGACAAGGUCAACGGCUUCAACGCCGUCGUUGAAAGAACUGGCGGUGCUCAUGCGGUGGCGGCGGCUCCCGUAGCUGUGGCGGCGCCGAUAGCGAAGGUAGUGGCGCCCGCGCCGGUGGCUGUUGCUGCCCCUGUCGCCAGAUACACCCUGCCCGCCAUCGGACACCCCUGGGGUUAAACCAACAACCCAAUGACAAGUAAACCUGGAAUUUUACCACAUUUUUUUAAGUUUUAAUUCUCGCUUCUCAUUUCGCUGUUCUAUCCCUGAACAAUGAAUUGACUUGGACUACUUACUCGGUUGAAAACACGUUUCGAUAGAAAUUGUAAACCAGUGUAUAACUAAAAAUGUGGAUAAAUUCGGGUUUUCUUAAAGCUAACGCUGUUAUGACGAACGAGGUUUUAGAAUCGUUGGACAAGGAAUGAUAAAUGAAUGAUAUUUUAUAUUUUUCUAAUAUAUUGACUGGCUUUGGUAUAGAAAUGGGAUGAGAAAGGCCAAUAUUGUAAGUUAUUGAAACCCGACCAGUUUUGUGUUUUUUCUCGUUGUGAAAAUGUGGUCAGGGGAAAGAUUACAUUUGAAAAACCAUAACUUGUUAUUUUCAAUGUAUUUUCAUUGUAUUUUCAUGAUAGUUAAGAACACGGUUACGAAAAAGUGUGUGAUAAUUUUGUUGAACUAGUAUGUGUAAGGAAACGAAUCGAUCGAUCACUACAAAUGAAAUCUUUCUAUUCGCAAUGAAGUCAAUGUAAAGUAUUGCGAAAAACUUGAACAAAAGUUUGUCUUAAGCUUUUUUUAUGUAGAGAUCUUUAUGGCAAAGUAGGAAGGUUUGAAAUCCCUCGUUCAUCACGUCAGUGCGGCCGCCGACUCGGAUUCUCUAUAAGGAACGAUGCUCUGCCACUGUUUAUUUAUUUUACGCUUUGACUGUUGCCCACGGACAUGAUCUAGACGCGUUGUAUUAUGUAAAUAUUACG